Messenger RNA from Frankliniella occidentalis (western flower thrips), 903 nucleotides. Its product is annotated as serine/arginine-rich splicing factor 7-like. The record is from RefSeq and is a predicted model, not a curated record. Bases 234 to 743 code for a protein of 169 amino acids. The transcript has 3 exons. NCBI's taxonomy places the organism in Eukaryota, Metazoa, Arthropoda, Insecta, Thysanoptera, Thripidae.
CGUGGACUUUCAUGUCAGCUGUGAUUACAGAGGGCACGGCCAAUAACCAGAACCUGACCCACCCAACGUGGCAUUGUUAGCUGCGGGGGAGGCAAGGGGUAGAGGCCGGUAACAGCGGCAAGCCUUGUCGCCAGGCAACGCCGGCCCGCCCAGCCGCCAGCGCAGUCGCGCCCGACACAACCCACGACCAGCCUCUUUGCAACCCAGACCAGCCGCGCCCCGGAGCUCCCGCUAUGCCGCCCCGCCGCGCGCCCGCCGACGAGCCAGUGUCCCUGCCCGGCGUCAUCGAGGCCGCUCGGCGUCGAGGGCGUCGGCGCCGCAGCCGCAGCCGCCGGCGUCGAAGCCGCAGCCGGCGUCGCAGCCGUAGCCGCAGCCGCAGCCUCAGCCAGGCGCAGGAGAUGGCCGGCAUGAGCCGCUCGCCGUCACCGGCGCCCUCGAGCCGCGCCAGCAGCGCGGCCCGGUCGCUGUCGUCGGGGAAGGCCAGGACGGCCAAGAAGAACGUGAACCCCUUCCUCAACUUCGUGGCUGCGGAGCGGGCGCGCAUGGGCGCGGCGGCGCAGGGCCGCAAGGCCUCCGAGGUGACCCGCGAGCUCGGGGCGCGCUGGAGCGCCAUGCCCAUAGAGGAGCGGCAGCCCUACCUCGCCGCCGCCAUGGACGCCCAGCGCCGUCGCCGUCGUGGCCGGCGCAUGAGGCGUCGCCGGGGAAGCCGUCGGCGCCGCAGCCGCAGCCGGCGGCGUCGUUAGGCCCCGGGGACGAGACGCACGAGAUGGGGCGGGCGAGGCAGACCUUGGUAGACCUGGGUUCAAGCUUUCAUCUGAAGAAAAACACCGAGAGGCUGGUCGACUACAGUUGCUCUUUUGGUCAUCGAAACAAAAUUUAAUAAAAGUUUGAAGUUUUAACAAA